CAUCUGCUACUGGUCCUGCAUUUGUUUCUUUGCCAUUCCACUCAGUCCGGGUACCAGGCUGCAUGCACUGACAGCAUUCUUGCCAUCUCAAAGUAGCCCCUGGCAUCCCUUCUCUGCAUCACUCACCGUACCCCUCAUCUUUGAAGGCUACAUUUCAUUCUGCUCAAACCUUGCCCUGCUUUGGAUUAGGUGACUGUCCUCUGUUGUGGAGCCAUAGAAGUCUUGGGGAUUCCUGUAUGUCCACGAAGGCCAGGAAAUGCAAGGAGCUGCCCGCUGCCAGGGUCAGCUUCCCAGAGGUGGGAGAGAGUGGAGGAUGGCUGGCAAAAAAUGGAGGGCAUUGGGCUCCUCUGCCCCAACCCAGGGGAGUGCUGGUUCUACCUGCAGAGAGCAGCUCAUUCGUCGCAGGGGAAUCUCACAGUGACGGUUACCAAUUCCACUCUCUAGCAGGUGAUGGGAGCCCAUCCAUGAGGCGUGUUACCAUGAUGAGGGAGAAGGGACGGAGGCAGGCUGUUAGAGGCCCAGCAUUUAUGUUCAACAACAGGGGUCCAAAUCUGACCGCAGAGGAGGAGCGCUUUCUGGAUGCUGCAGAAUAUGGAAACAUUCCUGUGGUCAGAAAGAUGCUGGAAGAGUCAAAGACCUUGAAUGUGAACUGUGUCGACUACAUGGGUCAAAAUGCCCUACAGCUGGCUGUAGGGAAUGAACAUUUAGAGGUGACAGAGCUGUUGCUCAAGAAGGAGAACUUGGCGCGUAUAGGAGAUGCUCUUCUUCUUGCAAUCAGCAAAGGAUACGUGAGGAUAGUGGAGGCCAUUUUGAAUCAUUCAGCUUUUGUGGCAAGUAAAAGACUCACCCUUAGCCCUUGUGAGCAGGAGCUUCAGGAUGAUGAUUUUUUUUCCUAUGAUGAAGAUGGUACCCGGUUUUCACCAGAUAUUACCCCAAUCAUACUUGCUGCUCACUGCCAGAAAUAUGAAGUUGUCCACAUGCUGUUGAUAAAAGGAGCGAAGAUAGAAAGACCUCAUGAUUAUUUCUGCAAGUGCAGUGAUUGUACAGAAAAACAGAAGCAUGACUCCUUCAGUCACUCAAGGUCAAGGAUAAAUGCCUACAAGGGACUGGCGAGCCCAGCCUACCUGUCACUAUCUAGUGAGGAUCCGGUUCAUACAGCACUGGAGCUGAGUAAUGAGCUUGCUAAGCUAGCAAACAUCGAGAAAGAAUUCAAGAAUGACUACCGUAAACUCUCUAUGCAAUGCAAGGAUUUUGUGGUAGGCGUCCUUGAUUUGUGCCGAGACUCAGAAGAAGUAGAGGCAAUUUUGAAUGGAGAUGUGGAUGCUGAACCUGUGGAUUCUCAUAGACCUUCUCUUAGCCGAGUCAAACUGGCCAUUAAAUAUGAAGUAAAGAAGUUUGUGGCACAUCCCAAUUGCCAGCAGCAACUGUUAACAAUCUGGUAUGAAAAUCUCUCAGGAUUACGAGAACAGCCCAUCGCAAUCAAGUGUUUCGUUGUACUGGUCGUGGCGCUAGGUCUCCCCCUUCUGGCUGUGGGUUAUUGGAUUGCACCAUGUAGCCGGCUUGGCAAAGUUCUCCGUAGUCCGUUCAUGAAGUUUGUGGCUCAUGCUGCAUCAUUUAUCAUCUUCCUGUGCCUGUUAGUGUUCAAUGCAUCUGACAGGUUUGAAGGCAUCAAAACAUUACCGAACAUCACUGUUAUUGAAUAUCCAAAGCAAAUCUUCAGAGUGAAAACAACACGGUUUACAUGGACUGAGAUGCUCAUUAUGGUGUGGGUUCUAGGAAUGAUGUGGUCUGAGUGUAAGGAGCUCUGGUUGGAAGGACCCAGAGAAUAUAUACUGCAGCUAUGGAAUGUGCUGGACUUUGGAAUGCUGUCCAUCUUCAUUGCAGCAUUUACUGCUAGACUCCUUGCUUUCCUGCAAGCCACAAAAGCUCAACAGUAUGUGGACAAACACAUCCAAGAAAGUGAUCUUUCACUUGUCACACUACCACCUGAAAUUGAAUAUUUUACAUAUGCCAGAGAUAAAUGGCUCCCGUCUGAUCCACAGAUAAUAUCCGAGGGGCUCUAUGCUAUUGCUGUAGUACUCAGCUUUUCUCGAAUUGCUUAUAUCCUGCCAGCCAAUGAGAGCUUUGGACCACUACAGAUAUCGCUUGGGAGAACAGUCAAAGACAUUUUUAAAUUCAUGGUUCUCUUUAUCAUGGUGUUUCUUGCAUUCAUGAUCGGCAUGUUUAUCCUGUACUCUUAUUAUCUUGGAGCUAAAGUGAAUUCUGCAUUCACAACAGUUGAAGAAAGUUUCAAAACCUUAUUCUGGUCCAUAUUUGGCCUGUCUGAAGUUACAUCCGUAGUUCUGAAAUAUGAUCACAAGUUUAUAGAGAACAUCGGCUAUGUGCUCUAUGGUAUCUACAAUGUGACUAUGGUUGUCGUUCUGCUAAAUAUGUUAAUUGCCAUGAUUAACAGCUCUUAUCAGGAAAUAGAGGAUGACAGUGACGUAGAAUGGAAAUUUGCAAGAUCAAAGCUUUGGUUAUCUUAUUUUGAUGAAGGAAAAACAUUGCCUCCUCCCUUCAGCCUUGUACCAAGUCCAAAAUCCUUUGUGUACCUCAUCCUGAGAAUCUUCAGCUUGUCCAAGUGCAGAACUAGAAGGUUGCAAAAGGAUAUUGAAAUUGGAAUGGGUGAUUCCAAAUCUCGGUUAAAUCUUUUUUCUCAGUCCAAUGCAAAGGUUUUCGAGUCGCGUAGUUUUAAUAGUAUUCUCCAUCAGCCAUCUCGCUACGAGCAAAUUAUGAAAAGACUGAUAAAGAGAUAUGUAUUGAGAGCACAAGUGGACAGAGAAAAUGAUGAAGUAAAUGAAGGUGAAUUGAAAGAAAUAAAACAAGAUAUCUCCAGUCUCCGGUAUGAACUGCUGGAAGAUAAAUCACAAGCAACAGAAGAAUUGUCUGCCUUGAUUCACAAACUGAGUGAAAAGCUCAGUCCCAACAUGUCACGCUGCGAGUGAAAAACAGAGGAAGAUGAUUUGAUUUAACAGCAAUAAAACUUUAAGCAUCUGAUACUUGAAGAAAUAAAAAUGCCUGGUAGAUGCAUAGCACACACUACUUUUACUAUGUCUGUCAUUGUAGAUUUAGAUUUUACAAAUAACACCUCUUUGUUAAUGCUUUUCAUUUGGGUUUUAAACGGCAAAAUCUAUUUACUCUUUUUUUUUUUUUUUGCCAGUGAUUUUUCUUUUUUGGUUUUGUUUUGUAGCUAGGUUAACAUAUAUGUUCCCAAUAUUGGACAGUGUGCACGUUUACUUUCAUGCAAUCAUUUAAUCUAAAUGUCUACAGCUAAGCUAUGUACCCAAGGCAUUACCUUAAAGAGCCA
Messenger RNA from Pelobates fuscus (common spadefoot toad), 3346 nucleotides. RefSeq names its product transient receptor potential cation channel subfamily C member 3 (gene TRPC3). The record is from RefSeq and is a predicted model, not a curated record. Gene Ontology annotation, cellular component: cation channel complex; plasma membrane. Gene Ontology annotation, molecular function: inositol 1,4,5 trisphosphate binding; store-operated calcium channel activity; protein binding. The transcript has 12 exons. Gene Ontology annotation, biological process: calcium ion transmembrane transport; regulation of cytosolic calcium ion concentration; single fertilization. The coding region runs from base 237 to 2984 and encodes 915 amino acids. Lineage: Eukaryota; Metazoa; Chordata; Amphibia; Anura; Pelobatidae.